Molecule: messenger RNA, 2175 nt
Organism: Bicyclus anynana (squinting bush brown)
Lineage: Eukaryota; Metazoa; Arthropoda; Insecta; Lepidoptera; Nymphalidae
Product: sucrose-6-phosphate hydrolase-like
Exons: 2
Coding region: 72-1400 (442 amino acids)
Biological process (GO): carbohydrate metabolic process
Molecular function (GO): hydrolase activity, hydrolyzing O-glycosyl compounds
Source: RefSeq, a predicted model, not a curated record
UAUAACGAUUUUACAGAAGCGGAAACAGACUAUUCUAAUCUCGGCUAGCUACGCUCCGCAUCCUUUCAAUAAUGGGAAUUUGCAAGUGUUUAACGUUACUUCUGUUGGUUUACAGAAUUGAGGCGCAACUAACGAUUACCAACGACCGCUACUAUCCAAGUGGAACAGUUCAUUGGGGACACGCGAAGAGCAGUGACUUACUCACCUGGCAGCAUCUGCCGAUUGCUAUGUAUCCGAACAAUACAUAUGACGCAAACGGUGUAUUCUCAGGUAGUGCUCUGAUAGAAGAUGAUGUGAUGUAUUUAUAUUAUACGGCGCACACGACCUAUCCUGGUCAAACACCUUCCCAAAUAGAACGUCAAGCUCUUGCAGUUUCUACAGAUGGAGUUAAUGUGGUAAAAUAUGAAAAUAAUCCAAUAUUACUAGCAGACGAUCGUCAACCGGAUAUCAGAGAUCCGAAAGUUUGGAAACACGGUAGCACAUAUUACAUGGUUCUAGGUAAUAAAUUUCAAGUAGACGGUGCUGAUCGCGGCCGAGUGCUUUUAUAUUCAUCGCAGGACAAGUACAAUUGGACAGAAGUCGCCAUUAUCGGUGAAUCCGAUGGAAAGCUCGGUUACAUGUGGGAAUGUCCUGAUUUCUUUCAGCUAUAUGGUCGAUUCAUCCUUUUAUUUUCUCCACAAGGAGUCCAACCCGAAGGAGAUAAGUAUAAGAAUCUUUUCCAAACAGGUUAUAUUGUUGGAGAUUUUGAUUAUGAUACACUAGUUUUCAAACCAUUAACAGAGUUUCAGGAAUUGGAUCACGGACACGAUAUUUAUGCAACGCAGACUAUCCUGGACAAUCUAGGAAGGAGAAUAGUUAUAGCGUGGUUCGAUAUGUGGGAAAAUAAUUACCCUGAACAGGGUGAUGGUUUUAAUGGACAAAUAACGAUACCUAGAAUUUUAACUCUAACAAAAAACUUGCAUAUUAACCAAAGACCUGUACCGGAAAUCAGAGCAGCCAGAACUAAUAUCGUUCGUACCGGGUCAGCUGGGGGUCGUGCCACUGCUACAUUGGAUAAUAAAGCUGGUGAAGUUAAUAUAAGGGCUUCCGUAUCAAAAGAUUUAGAACUGUACAUCGAGGGAACGAACGUGACCCUAUUAAUUUAUUAUAACGCGACAAGUGGUCAAAUAUCACUAGAUCGUGCAGGUGAUCUGCGUCGAACAGAAUGGCAACCAAUUAAUGUACUUAUUCUCAAUAUAUUCAUCGAUGCUAGUUCUAUUGAGGUAUUUUGUGGCGACGGUGAAGUAACAAUGUCCAGUAGGUACUUCACAGAUGGAGACGUGACACUACGUAUUGGAGAUAACAGCGAAGUUGAUCAGUUCCGAGUGAUAAACAUGAGGUCCACUGUGCCAAUAAAUUAAAAGAUUCAUUCUACAGCUCUAAUAUUAAUUAAAGUUAUUAAAAUAUCCUGAUCACCCAGAAUUGUGCGGGGAAUAAUUAUUUUAAGCAAAUGGACAAACAAAUUGAAGUAUCAUUAACAAGUUUUUGUGUGACUAUUCAAAUUAAAAAUGAAGGUAGAAAACACAUAUUGUCAUUUCAUACCUAAUUUAUUUAAAACUAGCGGACGCCCGCUAUUUCACACGUUUGAUUUUCAGUUUUUCACAAAUUCCGCGGAAACCAUGGAUUUUCCGGGAUAAAACGUAGCCUUUAUGUUGCUCAAUAACCUUGUCUACCUUCUAGUGAAAGGUCUAUUAAAAUCCGUCCGGACGUUCCAAAGAUUAGCACGUAUGAAACAGGCAGACGUAAAAAUUUUGGUAUCUUGUAAAUAAUUAUAAGCACUUGAGAAAACAUAGUUAUUUUGAAAUCACAGACAGACACUUCAAUUUUAUUAAAAUAAGUACCUAUUGUAUUAAUUAUGUAUUGUUUUUUGAUAUUCAAAAAAAUAUUAACUUUAUCUAGAUUGUCCUUAAGUAUUUGUCGCCGUUAAAUUAGGACAAGUUAGUUUAAUAUUGAAAGAUGUAAAAUACCUAGUUAUUUAUACUUUAAUUUUUAAUUCGUUUUUUGAUAAACAUUUCAUAUUAAGUUUGGUUUUCGAAGCACGGGGUGCAGUUUGUAACAACGACACAAUGCCAACUCAAAAUUAUGUGAAUUUCGUUCAAAAUAAUGACGUUAUUGUAUAAAACUCUAUAACUAAUU